This is a messenger RNA of Corvus hawaiiensis (hawaiian crow), 3457 nucleotides long. RefSeq names its product ventral anterior homeobox 2 (gene VAX2). The transcript is spliced from 4 exons. Gene Ontology annotation, biological process: neuron differentiation; regulation of DNA-templated transcription; brain development. The record is from RefSeq and is a predicted model, not a curated record. Lineage: Eukaryota; Metazoa; Chordata; Aves; Passeriformes; Corvidae. Bases 78 to 1037 code for a protein of 319 amino acids. Gene Ontology annotation, molecular function: DNA binding; DNA-binding transcription factor activity, RNA polymerase II-specific.
UUAAAUACCGGCCCCCCGGGUGGGAGAGGGCGACAGGCGGGAGGCGACGGCCCCCGGCGGUCCCCGGCCAUGGGGGGAUGAGCGAUGGAGGGGCCGAGCCCGGCGGGAGCCCCGUGCUGCUGGCCGAGCCCGCGGCCACCGGGCGGGCCCGGGAGAAGGCGCCGACCCGGCCGGAGCUGGAGGGCGCCCUGCGCGCCGGCGGCGGCGGCGGAGCCGGCGGCGGCUUCAAGGACAUCCCGGGAACGUCGGCGGUCAGCCCCGGCUCCUCCAAGCAGUGCGCCCCGGACACCGAGAGCCCGUCGGGGACCGGCGAGGCGGAUUACUGCCGCCGCAUCCUGGUGCGAGAUGCCAAAGGGACGAUCCGGGAGAUCGUGCUGCCCAAAGGGUUGGACCUGGACCGGCCCAAGCGGACGCGGACGUCCUUCACGGCGGAGCAGCUCUACCGCCUGGAGCUGGAAUUCCAGCGCUGCCAGUACGUGGUGGGCCGGGAAAGGACGGAGUUAGCCCGGCAGCUCAACCUCUCCGAGACGCAGGUCAAGGUGUGGUUCCAGAACCGCCGUACGAAGCAGAAGAAGGACCAGAGCAGGGACUCUGAGAAACGCUCCUCCAGCAGCACCUCCGAGUCCUUCGCCACCUGCAACAUCCUGCGGCUGCUGGAGCAAGGCCGCCUCCUGUCCGUGCCGGCCCCCCCGAGCCUCCUGUCCCCCACUUCCAACCCCAUCUCCAGCCCCGCGGGCAACCGAGGCGGCCUGGCCACGCCGGGCCCCGCAUCCCCGGGGCUGGGCGGCGGCAGCAGCUCCCCGGUAGCGGCACCCUUCAGCCUGCAAGUCCCGUCUCUCGCCGCUUCCUCCUCGUCGUCGCCGUCGUCAUCGUCGUCGCCGCGGCUGCCGGCGGGCCCGCUGUGUUUUGGGGGGCCACUGCUGGGCAACCUGCACGAGUUGCCCGGUGCCUACGGACUGGGCGCGUCCGCGUUCGAGCCUUACACGCGGCUGGAGAGGAAGGACAAUUCUAUACCCAGCAAGAAGCCGAGCCCUUAAAGCCCAUGGCAAAAGGUGCCACCUCCCCGCCCAGCCCGGAUCGUCCCCAGAGCCACCCGAGCCCUGGGAAUUGCCCCCCGCCGCCCCCGGGAAGCUCCCUUGGGAAUGGCAGCUCGCCGCUGAUGGAGCCGUGGAUGUCGCCAAAGCUCAGCUGGUGACACCCUGAGGUGUCGCUCGGGGGCCGGUGGCACCGGGGCUGCCACCGAAUCCCCGCUCCAGGUAUCGCCGGGGGGGGGGGUGGCGGCUGUGCCGGGUGUCCCUUACGGGGGGGGGGGGGGGGGCGGGAGGUGGACAACAGAGCCCUGGUCACUCCGGACUGCUGGGGUCACCCCGAAAGGGACAGCGCGAGGUGGCGCCGGGCUCUGUCCCCGCGGUGUCCUCGGAGAAGCGCCGUGCCUCAGUUUCCCCACCUGCGGCGGGCGCAGUGUCCUGGCUGAGGUCACCCCGGUGGCCGCAGGGUCCCUGCGCUGCUCCCGUGGGGUGUUUGUCCUCUGGCGGCUCCGGGGACCUGGCUGAUGUCCCCAACGCCGCCAUUUGUCCCCGUGGUCGGAACAAGCGGCUGCCGCGACCCCUGCGGACACCCGCAGGCUCCUCCAAAACACCGCCCUGCCCCGUUUUGGGGUCGUUCCCACCCUGGCACACUCCACAGGGAUCCCCUCCGACCUCCCCGAGGGGCUGUAGGUCACUGUCGCAACCCCCGCAAAGACACCCCGCCAGCUGGGGACAGUCGUGACAGGGUCCCACCGAGGGCGUCUUUGCCAUCAGCACCCCCAAAUCCGCUCUGGGGUGGCACCGCCGUGACCCCAUCCUGACAUUGGCCUUGCAGCACCCGCCACACCCCCCCCUUGUCACCUGUCACAGCCAAGGUCCCUCCCCGGGGGUCCCAGAGGGUGACAAUGGCUUCCUGCGGGGCGGGAUCCGCCUCGGGCGGGCUCGGUGGGGCUCAGGGUGGGGUUGGGGACCAGCGGGGCGUUGCAUGAGGUGGCCCUUGGGGACAGGGGCAGCUGCUGGGGGAGGGCUGUGGUGGGAGUGUCACCUUGGCGGGACACCCUGGGGUGGCAUCACCUUGCCCAGGUGUCCUGUGGUGCCAUCACUUUGUCACCCUGUGGUGCCAUCACCUGGCCCAGGUGUCCUGUGGUGCCAUCACUUUGUCACCCUGUGGUGCCAUCACCUGGCCCAGGUGUCCUGUGGUGGCAUCACUUUGUCACCCUGUGGUGCCAUCACCUUGCCCGGGUACCCCGCGGUGUCCCCACCUUGCCAGGACACCCCGUGGUGGCAUCACCAGCUCCCCCGCAGUGCCACCACCCCCGCUGUGACAGGACCAAGGGGACAUCCCGAGCCCCCUCCCCACGCCCAGCCCUGGGGGCUCCCCCACACCCCCAACCCCGCCGCUGUUGGUUAAUUAAUUAAUUCAUAACCAUAAUUAACACUGACCACCCCACCCCACCCCCGGGUUGCUGCUCCUUAUGGGGACACAUCCCUCGGCCCGCGAAUUCCCAGGAUUUUGCAGGGAAAUAUUUAAAAUAAAUGAUUUUAUGAGAAGCUUUCCGGCAUUUUUUUUUUUUUCCCGAUAACCGAGGAUUUUUUUUUUAGGGAAUUUUAUUUAUCGGAGCGUUUUAAAGGGAGGGCUCGGGUGGGGAAACUGAGGCAGGGACAGGGACAGGUGACAAUCCUACCUGUCGCCCCCCCCCCCCACCCCCGCCGCCGGCACCGACCUGGAAUUCGCCUGGAAUUGCUCCAACCGCGGCAUCCCAACGAUGUUUGGGAUUUUCCAGGACACCCCUAAUCCCUUAAUUUAUGUUGAUCCCGCCUCUCCCAUCCCUCCCGAUCCAGGUGGAGCCAGGACAGGGAAGCGGCCGUGUCCCCACCUCUGGAAUUCUGUCCCCAACCCCACGCGGGCCUCACUUGGUUUUGCUUUUCCCUCUUCCCAGGCGACUCCAGCGGGGGAUUUUUCCAACCCGGAAAAAUUCCUGGGAUGAAAUCUGGUGGAGAAGUGACCCCCAGACCCCUCAACCUCCGUGGCUGGAGGGGAUUUGGGGACAUUUCGGGGAAACCAAAGCCCGGGUUGGGAUGAGGGGAGGGGGGGAAGUCCCUGAUGUGGGAGCAUCCUUGGGAAUUUCCUCCCGCUUCUCCAGCGAUGCCGAGGGAUCCGCGGGAAUCCCGGGCUGCUCCUUUUUGCCCAUUUGACCCCAAAAGGCGCUUCCGCAAAUUUUGGCUUCUCCGAAGUUCCCUUCUCCCAAGCGAAGCUGUCGCGGGGCUCGGGGACACCUUGGGGACACCCCCAGUUUGUCCUACUCGGUGCCAGGGGCUCCUCCAGUCUGGGAUGAUUGGAAAACCAACAGCUGGAUGUGGAAUUUUAAGGGAAAAUGUGCUUUCUCGUGGUUUCUAAUGUUAAUAAAAGUCACCUCCCGCCUCCUGCA